AUGGGCCUGCUCCGCGUUUCUCCCGACGGGCCGGAACGGAAGGCCUGGGCCUGGCCUAGAGAUAUGCCUCGCUAUGAUGAUCGCAAUGGGAAUACACGCUUGUAUGUUGGAAGAUUGGCUCCCCGCACCCGUUCCCGCGACCUAGAAUAUCUUUUCAGCAAAUAUGGAAGAAUACGUGAAGUGGAGUUGAAGCGCGACUAUGCAUUCAUUGAAUUCAGCGACCCCCAAGAUGCUGAUGAUGCGCAGUACAACCUAGAUGGCAGGGAAGUUGAUGGAAGCCGCAUUAUUGUUGAAUUUGCUAAAGGGGUUCCUCGUGGUUCUGGUGGUUCACGUGAAUAUAUGGGAAAAGGACCUCCACCAGGAACAGGUCGUUGUUUUAACUGUGGAAUUGAUGGUCACUGGGCAAGAGACUGCAAGGCUGGUGACUGGAAGAACAAAUGUUACCGCUGUGGCGAAAGGGGCCAUAUAGAAAGAAAUUGCCAGAACAGUCCAAGGAGUCUCAGGCGUGAGAGAAGCUAUUCACGGUCUCCAUCCCCACGCCGUGGACGGGGCCGCAGCCAGAGCUACAGCAGAAGCCGGAGCAAUAGCCGAUCCAGGUCCCCAUCUGGAUCUCCGAGGGGUGGACGCCGUGACCGUGACGAGAGGAGAUCAAGGAGUGUUAGCUACAGCAGGAGCGCAAGCCCUAGGCGUUCUGUCUCUCCUGCAAAGGAAAAGGAGCGCAGCCGCACACCUGAUGGCAGCAGGAGCCCAAGGAGCCCCAACCCAAGGGAUGAUGUGAGCCCACCACCAAAGGAUAAUGGUGCACGCAACGGCUCAGACCGUGAAGACAGCCCUGGGACCAGGGAGAACAGCAAGAGGAGUAGGAGCCCAUCUGACAGCUACCGUAGCCCUGCGGCCAAUGGGCGCAGCCCGAGCCCUAGGGAUGACCGUAGCCCAAGUCCCAAGGGCAACAACGGCGAUGAUGAGCGCCGUGGCUCACCAGGAGGAAAUCGGUCCCCCUGA
Molecule: messenger RNA, 1002 nt
Organism: Miscanthus lutarioriparius
Lineage: Eukaryota; Viridiplantae; Streptophyta; Magnoliopsida; Poales; Poaceae
Source: the annotation of a GenBank genome assembly